Molecule: messenger RNA, 5648 nt
Organism: Acipenser ruthenus (sterlet)
Lineage: Eukaryota; Metazoa; Chordata; Actinopteri; Acipenseriformes; Acipenseridae
Product: calcium/calmodulin-dependent protein kinase type 1D-like
Exons: 3
Coding region: 490-5088 (1532 amino acids)
Biological process (GO): proteolysis; DNA integration; peptidyl-serine phosphorylation
Cellular component (GO): intracellular anatomical structure
Molecular function (GO): aspartic-type endopeptidase activity; nucleic acid binding; calcium/calmodulin-dependent protein kinase activity
Source: RefSeq, a predicted model, not a curated record
CUGAAGGGCAAGGAAAGCAGCAUUGAGAAUGAGAUUGCUGUUCUCAGAAAAAUCAAGCAUGAAAAUAUUGUUGCUUUAGAAGAUAUUUAUGAGAGCCCAGAUCACCUGUACCUCAUCAUGCAGCUACAGUUAGAGCACAUCUCCGGAGCUGUCGCGGAGGGUCAGCACAAUCCGGAGCACCACUGCACUAACCGUCACGAAAUACUUGUGUUUGCACUAAGCACCAGCACGACUGCACUCACCCAGGACUGGUGACCGUGUGUUCCUUUUUGUUCGGGACUGUGCCCUGUUUUGUUACCCCCGUGCUUUACACAUUGGUGUGUAUAGCCGGGGAUUUAUUAGUUGACGGUCACCAGACCUGGAUUAUAAAUAAAACACCAUUUUUCCACUGUAUACCGUUGUCUGCCUGUUCACUCCUGCAUCGCAUCACCGCUACACCUGUUCCCCUUCACUAGCCACUUUGCCACACGUGGUGUCAGACUAAGGAUCAUGGACCGCAACGCACUGGCGGAGCUGCUGCAGGCGCUGGAGAGCAGACGCGACGCAGAGGAGAGAAGGAGGGAGGAGCGCUACACGGCGCUCAUUGAACGGGUAGGGCUGGCCGUGGCUGCAGCGACGGCCCCUACCACAACACCGCGGAUGUCGCCCCCGAAGGCACGGGCGAUGAAGAUGUCGGCGGAGGAUGACCCGGAGGCGUAUCUGGUGGCGUUUGAGCGGCUGGCUACCGCGGCGGCUUGGCCGCGGGAGUACUGGGCCAGCCAGUUGGGACCCUGCCUGAUCGGAGAGGCUCAGGCAGCCUACCAAGCCCUGAGUGACCAUAACGCCACAGAUUACGACCUGGUCAAACAGGCUAUCCUCCGCCGUCUGAAUAUAACUACGGAGACCCACCGGGCGCGGUUUAGGGAGUACAGGAGAGCCCCGGAGACACGCCCCAGGGUGGUUGCAGAGCGGUUGUGCGACCACAUGGUGCAUUGGCUGACCCCCGGGAAGAAGACCGCCCAGCAGAUGGGGGAAGCCAUUGUGGUAGAGCAGUUCUGCCAUGUGGUCGGCGCCGAAACCCAGGCGUGGAUACGGCGCCACAACCCUGACACCCUGGAGGAGGCGGUCAAAUUGGCGGAAGACUUUGAAGACUCCCUGACUUCUGCCCGGGUCGGGAUCCUGUCGGCCCCUGCCCUUCGGAGCAGCCGACCUCUCCCUCCCUCUCCUCCAACACCACCACCACCCCCUUUGUUCCCGGGACCCAGACCUCCGAGAGCGCCGACCCCAUUGGGCCCCCUUGCCUCCCCCCCAUGGAGACCAAGGUUGGCCCCCAGCUGGGGUAGAGGUGCUGCCCCUGCCCCGUUGCCAUACCAGCAGCGGGACAGAUUUCUACCCUAUGCCCCCUCUGUCCCUCCUAUCUGUUUUAGGUGCCACCAGCCGGGACAUCUGGCCAGGUCAUGCCCCGCUGCCAUGGAGUGUGACGUGGCCGCGUGCAAUUGGGCACCUGAAACUGGUAAGCAGGGGGAAAAUGGUCGGGAGGGGCCUUGUUUGAUUAAUGUUGUUUUAGGGAAUGUGAAAACCCACGCAUUAGUGGACACAGGGUGUGAGCAAACCUUGAUUAGGACAGCUCUCCUGGGCGGUGUGUCGUGGCGGCCACGAGGUCAGGUGGCCAUCUCCUGUAUCCAUGGAGACACGGCGGCAUACCCCACCUUAAAAGUAUAUUUAUCGGUAGGACCGAUAAAACGUCACCUUGUAGUCGGGGUGGCGGAAAGGUUGCCACACCCAGUUAUUCUGGGCCGAGACUGGCCAAAAUUCAAAGAAUUGAUGCAAAUAAUGGCAGUCUCAGCCACACACGUAAACGUGGCAGAAAAAAAAAAAAAGGAACGGAUUGGUGAUGUGUUUCCUUUUCACACUGAAAUGUUUUCCCCUCUUUUCCGUCCUAGAAAAACGAAUAAGGAGAGACGGACCGCAAAAUGGGAGGGAGCGUUGUUGAGACAAGGCUGGGGUCUGGUGGGAGAGUGCUGCAAUGGUAAUAAACGCCAGUCGAAGGGAGUGGGAACGCAGUGUGACCGAGAGAGCGAGGUUACUGGACCGACUAGAGCAGAGGUUAUUCCAGCCCCUCUCAAUGUACCGGACCCGUGGUACUCAAGCGCGGACCUAGUGUGGGGCCAACAUAACGACCCGUCACUGGUGCACGCUUGGGGACAGGUCCGGUCCAUUGAAGGUAAGGAUGUUGAAGGCGCUGGGGCGCUAGUAUAUCCACACUUCAGUAUCAAGGGGCAAUUACUGUAUAGGGUAAACCUAGCCGCGGGCACAGGACAGCCUGUAACACAAUUAUUGGUUCCCCCGUCUUGUCGGCUGGAGGUCAUGAGGCUGGCGCAUGAUAUCCCUUUUGCGGGGCACCUCGGAGCCGAGAAGACGAGGGAACGGAUAUUGGCUCGAUUCUAUUGGGUAGGUCUUCAUACUGAUGUGUCGAAAUAUGUAGCCACAUGCCCAGACUGCCAGCGAGUAGCGCCGGGUCGAGUGCGCCCCGCCCCUUUGGUCCCACUGCCGAUUAUUUCCACUCCUUUCGAGCGCAUUGCAAUGGACAUAGUCGGCCCUUUGCUACCUUCUGACUCCGGGUAUACGCACAUUUUAGUAGUGGUGGAUUAUGCAACGCGAUACCCGGAGGCAGUUCCAUUGAGGUCCACUAGUGCCGCUGCAAUAGCCACCGAGUUAGCACAGAUUAUGGCUAGAGUAGGGAUCCCCAAGGAGAUUUUGACCGAUCACGGAACUAAUUUUUUGUCCAAUACGUUACAGCAGGUGUACAAAAUAUUAAAAAUACGUCCCAUCAGGACGUCCGUUUAUCAUCCACAAUCGGACGGUCUGGUGGAACGUUUUAAUCAGACCUUAAAGUCGAUGCUGAGGCGAUUUGUAACACAAGAGCAAAAACAUUGGGCAUCACUUCUCCCCUACCUCCUUUUUGCAGUGCGAGAAGUGCCGCAGAGUUCAACGGGGUUCUCCCCCUUUGAGCUCCUGUACGGCCGGCAGCCUCGCGGCAUUCUCGACCUGCUGAGAGAGGGGUGGGAGGAGCACAAAGGCUCGUCUAAAAAUGUAGUGAAGUAUGUGCUCCUACUCAGAGAUCGCCUGGAUUUGGUCGGUCGUUUGGCCCGAGACAACCUCAGAUCGGCUCAGCACCGACAAGAGCAGCAUUACAACAAAAAUGCACGGAUUCGAACCUUUCGACCAGGGGACAAGGUAAUGCUGCUACUUCCCUCAUCAGAGUCAAAACUGUGUGCUAAAUGGCAGGGGCCGUAUGAGGUGAUUCGGGCUAUAGGGAAAGUAAAUUAUGAAAUUAGACAGCCCGAUCGCCGGAAUGAACGUGAAAUUUACCAUGUUAAUUUGUUGAAGCCCUGGCAGGCAAGGGAGGUCUUAUUUAUAGCCCCAGGCAAUAUGGAGGAUGAUUUAGGUCCCUGUCCAGAGACCCCGAGCACAAGAGCGAUUUCAAUGGGGGAACAAUUAGUUCCGGAUCAGCAACGAGAGCUGCGUAAGCUUAUUGAGGAGUUCAGCGAUGUUUUUUCUGAUGUGCCCGGCAGGACAAACUUAGUUGAAUAUGACAUUAUCUCUCCUCCAGGUGUCACAGUGCGAGAGAGACCGUACCGGAUCCCGGAAAGUCGACGAAGUGGCGUUCGCAAAGAGGUAUGGGAUAUGCUCGAGCUUGGAGUGAUUGAACCUUCCAGGAGCGAGUGGUGCAGUCCUAUUGUAAUAGUGGCUAAGAAGGACGGCACCAACCGCUUCUGCGUAGAUUUCAGGAAGGUAAAUGCUAUUGCUAAGUUCGAUGCGUAUCCCAUGCCUCGGGUCGACGAACUUUUAGACAGACUGGGAAAAGCGAGGUUUAUUUCCACUCUGGACCUGACGAAGGGAUACUGGCAAAUCCCUUUAACCCGCAGCUCCAGAGAGAAAACCGCAUUUUCAACACCAGAGGGGCUGUUCCACUUUAAAACCAUGCCAUUUGGGCUACAUGGUGCGCCCGCUGCCUUUCAGAGACUGAUGGACCAGGUUUUACGCCCACAUCAUGAAUAUGCAGCAGCGUAUAUUGAUGACGUGGUGAUUUACAGCUCCACCUGGCGAGAGCAUUUGGCUAGGGUUGCAGCCGUUCUUCAGUCUCUAAGGGCAGCCCGGCUGACAGCUAACUUAAGGAAAUGUGCGUUUGCCAAGACAGAGACUCAAUAUUUGGGAUUUUUAAUGGGAAAUGGAAGGGUGAGACCUGUGGUCACCAAAAUCCAGGCUUUGGUUGAUGCAGCGAUCCCCAAAACCAAGACUCAGGUGAGGUCACUACUGGGCUUAGCCGGUUAUUACCGCCGCUUCAUCCCCGAGUACGCCACAGUGGUUAACCCGUUAGUCGACCUCACCAAAAAGAGUGCUCCAAAUUUGAUUAAAUGGUCAGCUGAGUGUCAGGGGGCGUUUGAUAUGAUUAAGCGUAAACUUUGCCAGGCCCCCACCCUUAUUACCCCAGAUUUCACCAAGAGAUUCAUCCUCCACACCGACGCCUCGGAUGUAGGUUUGGGUGCAGUCUUGUCCCAAAAAGUAGCUGGAGUAGAACACCCGAUAUUGUACAUAAGCAAAAAAAUGUUACCUCGGGAACGUAACUACUCCGUAGUCGAAAAAGAGUGUUUAGCCAUUAAAUGGGCUACUCACUCUUUACGAUACUACCUGCUGGGACACUCAUUUGAUCUUGUCACAGACCACGCCCCCCUCAAGUGGUUAAGCACAAUGAAGGACAGCAAUGCCCGGAUAACUCGGUGGUAUCUGGCGUUGCAGCCCUUCAUGUACCACAUGGUACACCGUGCGGGGAAAGACCACCAAAAUGCGGAUUAUUUUUCCCGGGAGGGGGGAGUAAUGGGAAAGGUAGAUUUAGCCGAGUGUUCCUUCGGCUCCACUCUGAGCGGUGGGAUAUGUGACAGAAAUACAGUGAGUUCUGGUGAUAAAUCUUCCUCCCGACCUGUGAGGGCGCUAAAGAACGGGAGGAGAAGUAUCUGGAAGGGCUGGCCUGACAGUUCGUUUCCGGGACCGGAAAGUGGGUCAGCCUGGAAGGAAGCGAGACUCUGUUGUAAGACCGUAUUGAUUUGACAGGUAAACGAGGGGCAGCUGCAAGUAAUAAGGCAGCUGCAACCGCUUACCUAGAUAUCAUGCGGGAUUACAUAUAGGGGCCAGGGUAACGCUGUUCUUUUCCUUCGUUUUGGGUAAAGCGCGAGAGAGAGAAGGACUGAGAGAGGAGCUCUCAAUAAAUAAAAAAGAGACGUGAUACGGGGUUUUUGUGUUGUGUUUGUCUGUGUGGUAAUUGUUUGUGUUUUGCUUCACCAGACAGUUAGAGCACAUCUCCGGAGCUGUCGCGGAGGGUCAGCACAAUCCGGAGCACCACUGCACUAACCGUCACGAAAUACUUGUGUUUGCACUAAGCACCAGCACGACUGCACUCACCCAGGACUGGUGACCGUGUGUUCCUUUUUGUUCGGGACUGUGCCCUGUUUUGUUACCCCCGUGCUUUACACAUUGGUGUGUAUAGCCGGGGAUUUAUUAGUUGACGGUCACCAGACCUGGAUUAUAAAUAAAACACCAUUUUUCCACUGUAUACCGUUGUCUGCCUGUUCACUCCUGCAUCGCAUCACCGCUACACCUGUUCCCCUUCA